Messenger RNA from Colletotrichum spaethianum, 1197 nucleotides. Its product is annotated as putative GMC-type oxidoreductase. Bases 1 to 1197 code for a protein of 398 amino acids. NCBI's taxonomy places the organism in Eukaryota, Fungi, Ascomycota, Sordariomycetes, Glomerellales, Glomerellaceae. The record is from RefSeq and is a predicted model, not a curated record. Gene Ontology annotation, molecular function: glycosyltransferase activity. The transcript is spliced from 2 exons.
AUGGCUACCCCAAGGUUCCAGAUACCCCCAGAAUUCCAAUCCAAGAUUCAAUACGUCGACUCUCUUGAUCAACGGUCCGACAAGCACAUCCUUGACUCAAUUGCCAAUCCCCCACCUGUCACUUCCGAGAAGAAUAUUUGGGCCUUCUGGGACUCAGGCAUCCACAACAUGCCGAGCUGGUGCCAGCGAAACGUUGCCGACUGGUCCCGUAUAUGUGGACCCUCUUGGACGAUUCGCGUUCUUGACGACGUCGCAGACUCGCCAAGCAAUGCGCUGAACUGGGUCAAGGAGGAUGAGCUCCCCAAGGCCUUCGUCGCCAAAAGGAUGGGCGGGCCAUGGACAGGCCCACACAGCGCUGACUUCCUCCGUGGGAUCUGCUUGUACCGUUACGGUGGCGUUUGGAUGGAUGUGGGGUCGUUUUUGUUCCGAAAGAUUGACGAUCUUUGUUGGAACAAGUUGGAAGACCCGAAGUUACCAUACCAGAUCGCCGGUCCUUGGAUGUAUGGGAACGUGGUGGCAAACCAUUUCAUUGCCAGUCGCAAGGGUGACCCUUUCAUCAAGAACUGGCACGAUCUUCUCAUGCAUUUAUGGAAGGACCGCACAUCGCCAGACGGCCUUCUCGAAGACCCACUCAUUGCCUUUGCGAAUAGUAUUAGUCUUGACCAAGCAGAGGCCAGAAACUAUCGGUGGAACUGGGAGGUCUCAACCACAAAACUCUUUGAAUAUCUCACGCAGAUCAUCUGCUGGAUUCGUGUUAGCAUGAUUGAAGAACCAAACGAGGGUUUCAGUGGCGUUGAGUACUUUGAGAAGAAGGUGCUCCUAUUUGAUGCUUUGAUCGAGGACUGGCCCGCCGAGGCUUUGAUCGGCUGGAACGGCGAACAUCUCUUCGACUUGCUCUCAGUCAGAUUGGAUGCUCCUCCGGAAUCCGAAGAGUACAAGAAGGCGUACAAUCUAGUCUGGACUCUCCUGACCACUUCAACCAUGGAGAAAAUCACGCAUGCGGCAAACAUGACUUCGACUAAGGCACUGGGUACUUUAUGGGACAUGAGCGAGAACGAGGGCAAGGACCAUGCGCCCGGAACGUUUGCUGAGUUGCUGCGCUAUGGGAGUGUGCACUUUGAACAAAAUCGCGAGACAGAAUGCAUCACUGCUCCGAAGGCGGAUAUUAUCCUGAGGAAAGGUUUACUAGAGCCUUGA